Anoplophora glabripennis (Asian longhorned beetle) is the source of this 2374-nucleotide messenger RNA. RefSeq names its product glucose dehydrogenase [FAD, quinone]. The transcript has 6 exons. NCBI's taxonomy places the organism in Eukaryota, Metazoa, Arthropoda, Insecta, Coleoptera, Cerambycidae. Bases 614 to 2374 code for a protein of 586 amino acids. Gene Ontology annotation, molecular function: oxidoreductase activity, acting on CH-OH group of donors; flavin adenine dinucleotide binding. The record is from RefSeq and is a predicted model, not a curated record.
UUGAGUUCACUUUUCAGUCCAAGUCGAACUUUCACUGAAUAUGCCGACUUUGCGAGGCGGCAUCGCCAUCCAAUGAAGUUCAGUGGUCGUACGGGCUGGUGAGAAGUAGCGUUUUUCGCGUACGAGGUUCUGCGUUUGCCAAAUGAUAUAUUUGAUAAAGAAAACCAUGUGCCUGUAGAUAAGGAUAGAUUUAAGUGUUGUACAUAAUAACCGGUACUCUUAUCACCAAAAAGCUUAUGGCGGAGUGCCACAAGGCUUCAAAAGAGCCAGCAUGGACGCAAGAAUGCUGAAGCUGAUCGACCAUCUGAGACGCAAAAUAUACGUAGAACUCUCCUCGUCCUUUUUCUUUGCCAAAUUGGACCUGUAUAAACCCGCUCUGAGAUUACAAUGACUCGAAUCAGUGCUAGACUGUAAAAAGUGCUGCAGACAAUACACAAAAACACAAUUAAAGCUGCCAUAGGCCAAAUCUAGUCCCAAAAAAACGUAAUAGUGUUUAAAUCGUGCCAAAAAUUAAAUAAGUGUAUUCGAUAACCCGAUAUAGUGUUAAUAAUAAUAGUUACGAAAGUUCUCCGAAAACGAACUAACGGAAAAUAAGUCAAGGACCUACAGGAAAAUGGCUGUGAUACUGCUGUCGACUAUCCUGGGAGCUGUGAAAGCGGGGGUAGGCCUAAUAGGAGCGGGAAAAAUCGCCAUUCUGCCUUUUCUCAUAGCGACCAUGACGUACUUCCACUACGACCAAUUUGAUCCGGAGAACAAACCCUUAGACCGCUCCAACGUCGAUCCCACGUACGACUUCGUGAUCGUAGGGUCUGGGUCCGCGGGGUCGGUUCUCGCCAACAGACUGACGGAGGUGCCCAGUUGGAAGGUCCUUCUGCUGGAAGCGGGAGGACACGAGACCGAGAUCACGGAUGUGCCCAUCCUGAGCCUGUAUCUGCACAAGAGCAAAGUCGACUGGGGAUACAAAACGGAGCCCUCCGAUACGGCUUGCCAAGCCAUGGUGGAGAACCGGUGCAGCUGGACCAGGGGAAAGGUUCUGGGAGGAUCCAGCGUGCUGAACACCAUGCUGUACAUCCGCGGCAACAGGAGGGACUACGACAGAUGGGCCGCUUACGGAAACGAUGGGUGGUCGUACGAAGAAGUGCUGCCGUACUUCAAGAAGAGCGAGGACCAGAGAAACCCCUAUUUGGCUAAGAACGCGCGUUACCAUUCUACUGGUGGUUAUCAGACUGUCCAGGACAGUCCAUACAACACCCCCCUCGGCGUGGCCUUCUUAGAAGCUGCCCAAGAAAUGGGCUACGACAUCCGGGACGUCAACGGAGAAAAGCAAACCGGCUUCGCCUUUUACCAAUUCACCAUGCGCAGAGGCACCCGCUGCAGCACGGCCAAGGCCUUCUUGCGACCGAUAAGGCUCAGGAAGAACCUGCACAUCUCCAUGUACUCGCACGUCACCAAGGUGCUCAUCGACCCCGACUCCAGGAGGACCUACGGCGUGGAGUUUAUCAAGGAAGGCAAAAAAAGGACGGUUCUGGCCACGAAAGAGGUGAUUCUAGCCGCCGGGGCUAUAAAUUCCCCACAGCUGUUAAUGCUGAGCGGGGUUGGCCCGAGGACGCACCUGGAGGACAAGGGGAUUCGAGUUAUACACGAUUCUCCAGGAGUCGGUAAAAACCUGCAGGAUCACAUAUCCUCCAGCGCCACCUUCCUCAUAGACCACCCUAUCAGCCUGGUGAUCAGUCGUUUAGUCAAUCUCAACACGGCGAUAAGGUACGCUCUCAAGGAAGACGGUCCCCUGACGUCUUCCAUAGGCCUGGAGGCAGUCGGUUUCAUACCCACCAAAUACGCCAACAGGUCGGACGAUUGGCCGGACAUGGAGUUUAUGUUGACCAGCACGUCGUCGGCCGCCGACGGAGGCACCCAGGUAAAAAAGGCGCACGGGCUGUCGGACGAGUUCUACAAGGAGGUGUUCGAGGGCAUCAACAACAGGGACACGUUCGCUAUUUUCUCCAUGAUGCUGAGGCCCAAGAGCAGAGGAGAGAUUCUGUUGAGAUCCAAGGAUCCCCUGGAGUAUCCUCUGCUGUACCACAAUUACCUCACCCAUCCCCACGACGUCAACGUGCUGAGGGAGGGAGUCAAGGCGGCCGUGGCGUACGGACAGACGGAGGCUCUGAAACGGUUCGGUGCGAGAUUGCACGCAGUGCCGUUGCCGAAUUGCAAACACCUACCCCUCUACACGGACGAGUAUUGGAACUGCUACAUCAGGCAGUACACGUUGUCCAUCUACCACUACUCAUGCACCGCCAAAAUGGGUCCGGCCAGCGACCCAUACGCCGUGGUGGAUCCGAGUCUGAGGGUAGCUCGAAAUUUAUUUUUCAUUUAA